UCUCUCACACACGCACCCGCAGCAGCAGAGCCCCCGCCGCCGCUCACACACACACACGCCGCCCGGAACACUCGGACGUUUCUCUCCGACGCGCAGGAUAUUUCUCCGGAGCAGCGUUGACGGCUGUCGGCUGAUGCGCAUCUCAGCCUGAAAUGCGCCAGUAGAGGAUCCGAAAAGCUGUGAAGAUCAGCAGACAUCCAAGACUCCGCUCUUCUCAGCAAUAAGGUGUUGCUGCAACAUCUGCCCACGCCGCUUGCAAAGAUGGUGGCGUUGUCGCUGAAAAUCUGCGUGCGCCAAUGCAACGUCGUGAAGACGAUGCAGUUUGAGCCCUCCACAGCCGUCUACGAUGCCUGCCGGAUCAUCAGAGAGAGGGUCCCGGAGGCUCAGACGGGACAGGCCUCCGACUACGGCCUGUUUCUGUCGGAUGAAGACCCCCGGAAAGGCAUCUGGUUGGAAUCUGGAAGGACACUGGAUUACUACAUGCUCCGUAACGGUGACAUCCUCGAGUACAAGAAGAAACAAAGACCCCAGAAAAUCAAAAUGCUGGAUGGGGCUAUUAAAACAAUUAUGGUGGACGACUCCAAAACUGUGGGAGAGCUGUUGGUGACUAUAUGCAGUAGAAUAGGUAUCACAAACUAUGAAGAAUAUUCUCUGAUCCAAGAGACGGUGGAGGAGAAAAAGGAGGAUGGGAUGGGGACGCUAAAGAAAGACAGGACACUCCUGCGUGACGAGAGGAAGAUGGAGAAGUUGAAAGCCAAACUACAUACAGAUGAUGACUUGAACUGGCUGGACCACAGCAGGACGUUCAGGGAGCAGGGGGUGGACGAGAACGAGACUCUCCUGCUGCGGCGCAAGUUUUUCUACUCGGACCAGAACGUCGAUUCCCGAGACCCGGUCCAACUCAACCUGCUCUACGUGCAGGCUCGGGAUGAUAUCUUAAACGGUUCCCACCCUGUGUCAUUCGACAAAGCCUGCGAGUUUGGAGGAAUUCAGGCCCAGAUCCAGUUUGGACCUCACAUCGAGCAUAAACACAAGCCUGGAUUCUUAGAUCUGAAGGAGUUUCUACCCAAAGAGUACAUAAAGCACAGAGGAGCUGAGAAGAGAGUCUUCCAGGAACACCACAACUGUGGAGAAAUGACAGAAAUCGAAGCUAAAGUGAAGUACGUCAAACUGGCUCGUUCUCUGCGGACGUAUGGCGUCUCCUUCUUUUUGGUUAAAGAAAAGAUGAAGAGUAAGAACAAGUUGGUACCACGGCUUUUGGGCAUUACCAAAGAGUCUGUGAUGAGAGUGGACGAGAAGACCAAAGAUGUGGUUCAAGAGUGGCCGCUCACGACUGUGAAGAGGUGGGCAGCAUCACCCAAGAGUUUCACCUUGGACUUUGGGGAGUACCAGGAGAGCUACUACUCGGUGCAGACCACUGAAGGGGAGCAGAUCUCCCAGCUCAUUGCAGGUUACAUCGACAUCAUCCUGAAAAAGAAGCAAAGCAAGGACCGCUUUGGGUUAGAAGGAGAUGAGGAGUCAACCAUGCUUGAAGAAUCCGUGUCCCCGAAAAAGUCCACCAUCCUCCAGCAGCAGUUUAACCGCGUGGGCAGGUUGGAGCACGGCUCUGUGGCGCUGCCGGGAGUCAUGCGAUCCGGCUCCAUCGGCGCAGAGUCGCUCAGCAUGGGUACCAUGCCCUCUGCUCAGCAGCAGAUCACCAUGGGUCAGAUGCACCGUGGACACAUGCCGCCGCUGAGUUCAGCACAGCAGGCUCUCAUGGGAACCAUCAACACCAGUAUGCAAGCUGUGCAGAAAGCUCAGAUAGACCUGGGAGAGGUGGACGACCUCCCGCCGCUGGGACAGGACAUGGCCUCGAAGGUGUGGAUCCAGAACAAGAUGGACGAAUCCAAACAUGAAAUCCACUCCCAGGUGGACGCCAUCACCGCAGGGACGGCCUCCGUCGUGAACCUCACCGCUGGUGAUCCCACCGACACGGACUACACAGCGGUGGGCUGUGCCAUCACCACCAUCUCCUCCAACCUGACCGAGAUGUCAAAGGGUGUCAAGCUGUUGGCUGCACUGAUGGAGGAUGAUGUGGGGGGAGGCAACAACCUGAUGAAGGCUGCCAGGGGCCUUGCAGGGGCCGUGUCCGACCUGCUGAAGGCUGUGGAGCCGGCCUCUGGGGAGCCCAGACAGACUGUUCUGACGGCAGCCGGCACCAUCGGUCAGGCCAGCGGAGACCUUCUACGCCAGAUUGGAGAGGGGGAGACAGACGAGAGGUUCCAGGAUGUCUUGAUGAAUCUGGCCAAAGCAGUUGCAAACGCUGCCGCCAUGUUGGUGCUGAAGGCCAAGAAUGUGGCCCAGGUUGCAGAGGACACCGUCCUGCAGAACCGGGUCAUCGCUGCCGCCACGCAGUGCGCCCUGUCCACCUCCCAGCUGGUGGCAUGUGCAAAGGUGGUGAGUCCGACCAUUAGUUCCCCGGUUUGCCAGGAGCAGUUGAUCGAAGCCGGGAAGCUGGUGGACCGUUCGGUGGAGAGCUGCGUCCAGGCCUGUCUCUCAGCCACAGAAGAUGGCGAGCUCCUCAAACAGGUGAGCGCAGCGGCCAGCGUGGUGAGCCAGGCCCUGGCAGAUCUUCUGCAACACGUGCGUCAUUACACGUCCAGGGGAGAGCCGAUCGGGCGCUACGACCAGGCCACAGACACCAUCAUGACGGUCACCGAGAGCAUCUUCACCUCAAUGGGAGACGCAGGAGAGAUGGUCCGCCAGGCCCGGGUCUUGGCUCAGGCCACCUCAGACCUGGUGAACGCCAUGAGGUCGGACGCCGAAGCCGAGGUGGACGUAGACAACUCUAAGAAACUGCUGGCAGCCGCCAAACUGCUGGCAGAUGCCACCGCGAGGAUGGUGGAGGCAGCAAAGGGCGCAGCGGCGUACCCUGAAAACGAGGACCAGCAGCAGCGACUGAGAGAGGCUGCAGAGGGUUUGCGUGUGGCUACCAACGCUGCUGCUCAGAAUGCCAUCAAGAAGAAACUGAUCAACAGGCUGGAGAAUGCCGCCAAGCAAGCUGCUGCUGCCGCCACGCAGACCAUCGCUGCGGCUCAGAACGCUGCCGCCUCCAACAAGAACACGGCCGCUCACCAGCAGCUGGUGCAGAGCUGCAAGGCCGUGGCAGACCACAUCCCACAACUUGUCCAGGGAGUACGAAGCAGUCAGGCCAAACCAGAAGACCUCAGCGCGCAACUAGCCCUCAUCAUCGCCAGCCAGAACUUUCUACAGCCUGGUAGUAAGAUGGUGACCUCGGCCAAGUCGUCUGUUCCCACGGUGACGGAUCAGGCGGCAGCCAUGCAGUUGGGCCAGUGUGCCAAAAACCUGGCCACCUGCCUGGCUGAGCUGAGGACUUCUGCACAGAAGGCUCACGAGGCUUGCGGCCCCAUGGAGAUCGACUCUGCGCUGACUGCCAUCCAGACCCUGAGAAGUGAGCUACAUGACGCCAAGCUGGCUGCUGCCAAUGCCCAGCUGAAACCUCUCCCUGGAGAAUCGCUGGAGAAGUGUGCUCAGGAUCUGGGCAGCACUUCCAAGUCGGUGGGAUCCUCCAUGGCUCAGCUGCUCACCUGUGCUGCUCAGGGAAAUGAACACUUUACCGGAAUAGCAGCCAGAGAGACGGCCCAGGCCCUGAAAACUCUGGCCCAGGCCGCCCGUGGCGUCGCCGCUUCCACCACGGACCCCAGCGCCGCAGCGGCCAUGCUCGACUCCGCCCGGGACGUCAUGGAGGGAUCGGCGCUCCUCAUCCAUGAAGCCAAGCAGGCGCUGAUCUCUCCCGGGGACGCUGAGAGCCAGCAGAGGCUGGCACAGGUGGCCAAAGCCGUCUCUCACUCCCUGAAUAACUGUGUCAACUGCCUGCCCGGCCAGAAGGAUGUGGAUAUGGCUCUAAAGAGCAUUGGGGAGGCCAGCAAAAAGCUGCUGAUUGAAACUAUCCCGCCGGCCUCCAAGUCCUUUCAGGAGGCCCAGAAUGAGCUCAACCAAACGGCAGCUGACCUGAACCAGUCAGCGGGAGACGUGGUGCACGCCUCCAGAGGUUCCAGCAGCCAGCUGGCCGUGGCCUCCGGGAACUUCAGCCAAGACUUUGAUGAGUUCCUGGACGCUGGCAUCGAGAUGGCUGGGCACACGCAGAAAAAGGAUGACCAGGUACAAGUGAUCGGUAACUUGAAGAACAUCUCCAUGGCUUCCAGCAAACUCCUCCUGGCGGCUAAAAGCCUGUCUGUAGACCCAGCAGCAGCCAACGCCAAGAACCUGCUCUCUGCUGCAGCAAGAGCUGUGACGGACAGCAUCAACCAGCUGAUCACUCUGUGUACGCAGCAGGCGCCCGGCCAGAAGGAGUGUGACAACGCCCUGCGAGAGUUGGAGGCAGUCAGAGGAAUGCUGCACAACCCGAGUGAACCGGUCAGCGACCUCUCUUACUUCGACUGCAUCGAGAGUGUGAUGGAGAACUCCAAGGUUCUGGGAGAGUCCAUGGCUGGUAUUUCUCAGAACUGCAAAACCGGAGAUGUGCCUGCAUUUGGGGACUGUGUGGGCUCGGCUUCCAAAGCCCUGUGUGGCCUGACUGAGGCUGCAGGACAGGCUUCCUACCUGGUGGGCGUGUCUGACCCCAACAGUCAGGCCGGGCAGCAGGGGCUGGUGGAUCCCAUUCAGUUUGCCAAAGCCAACCAGGCCAUUCAGAUGGCGUGUGAGAACCUCGUGGACCCAAAAAGCAGUCCUUCCCAGGUGCUCUCAGCAGCCACCAUCGUGGCUAAGCACACUUCAGCUCUGUGCAACGCCUGCCGCCUGGCGUCCUCCAGGACCACUAACCCGGUUGCCAAGAGACACUUUGUCCAGUCUGCCAAGGAGGUGGCUAACAGCACUGCCAACUUGGUCAAAACCAUAAAGGCUUUAGAUGGCGAUUUUUCAGAGGAAAAUAGGAGCAGGUGUCACGUCGCCACGGCUCCCUUAAUAGAAGCUGUGGAAAACCUGACAGCCUUUGCUUCCAACCCCGAGUUUGCCAGCAUCCCCGCUCAAAUAAGCAAAGAGGGCUCUGCAGCGCAGGAACCCAUCCUCCAAUCGGCAGGCUCCAUGCUUGAUAGUUCCACUCAUCUCCUCAAAACUGCGCGCUCAUUGGUUAUCAACCCUAAGGACCCGCCCACGUGGUCCGUUUUGGCCGGUCAUUCUCGUACCGUCUCCGACUCCAUAAAGAGUCUCAUCACAGCCAUCCGGGACAAGGCCCCUGGACAGCGGGAGUGUGAUUCGUCCAUUGACAACAUUAACAAAUGCAUCCGGGACAUCGAACAAGCCUCUCUGGCAGCCGUCAGCCAGAAUCUGCCCAGCAGGGACGACAUCUCACUGGAGGCACUACAGGAGCAGCUGACGUCCACCGUGCAGGAAAUUGGACACUUAAUUGACCCCGUUUCCACUGCUGCCAGGGGCGAAGCUUCCCAACUAGGCCACAAAGUGACCCAGCUCGCCCGUUACUUUGAGCCGCUGAUCAGAGCAUCCGUGGGCGUCGCUUCCAAGCUGAAUGAUCACCAGCAGCAGAUGACUUUCUUGGACCAAACCAAGACCGUGGCCGAGUCUGCACUGCAGAUGCUCUACGCUGCCAAGGAGGGAGGAGGCAACCCGAAGGCAUCACAUACCCAUGAAGCCAUAGCAGAGGCAACUCAGCUCAUGAAGGAGGCGGUUGAUGACAUCAUGGUGACGUUAAACGAGGCUGCCAGUGAGGUGGGACUGGUAGGAGGGAUGGUGGAGUCCAUCGCUGAUGCCAUGGCCAAGUUGGAUGAGGGUACUCCCCCUGAGCCUGAGGGCUCGUUUGUGGAUUACCAGACCAGUAUGGUGAAAUAUUCGAAGGCCAUAGCUGUCACGGCUCAGGAAAUGAUGACCAAGUCGGUGACGAGUCAAGAUGAGCUGGGAGCCUUGGCAUCUCAAGUGACGGUGGACUACAGCCAGCUGGCGGUCGAGGGGCGGCUGGCUGCGUACACAGCUGAGCCAGAAGAGAUCGGCUUCCAGAUCAAGAACCGAGUGCAGGAGCUCGGCCACGGCUGCAUCUUCCUGGUCCAGAAGGCCGGUGCUCUGCAGAUCACGCCCUCUGACAGCAUCACCAAGCGAGAGCUUAUCGAUUGUGCCCGUGCAGUCACAGAGAAGGUGUCUUUGGUGCUUUCAGCCCUGCAGGCAGGUAACAAGGGCACUCAGGCCUGCAUCACAGCAGCCAGUGCCGUGUCUGGCAUUAUUGCAGAUCUCGACACCACCAUCAUGUUUGCCUCCGCUGGGACCCUCAAUGCCGAGAACGACGAGUCCUUUGCUGAUCACAGGGAAAACAUUUUGAAGACGGCCAAAGCUCUGGUGGAAGACACAAAGAUGCUGGUGUCUGGUGCAGCCUCCGGUCAGGAUCGGUUGGCUCAGGCCGCCCAGUCUUCUGCCAAAACCAUUACCCAGCUCACAGAUGUGGUCAAACUCGGGGCUGCCAGCAUCGGCGCCGACGACCCGGAGACCCAGGUGGUUCUGAUAAACGCUGUCAAAGAUGUGGCCAAGGCUCUGGCUGAGCUCAUUAGUGCCACCAAGUGUGCAGCUGGGAAAGGAGCAGAUGAUCCAUCCAUGUACCAGCUGAAGAGCGCUGCCAAGGUGAUGGUGACCAAUGUGACAUCUUUGCUGAAGACGGUCAAGGCUGUGGAAGACGAGGCCACUCGGGGCACCAGAGCACUGGAGGCCACAAUCGAAUGCAUCAAACAGGAGAUGGCGAUGUUUCAAUCCAGGGAUGCUCCAAACAAGACGACCACGCCUGAGGAGUUUAUUCGCAUGACUAAAGGGAUCACCAUGGCAACUGCUAAAGCAGUGGCUGCAGGGAACUCUGCCCGACAGGAAGACAUCAUCCAUACUGCCAAUCUGAGCCGCAAAGCUCUCUCUGACAUGCUGACCACAUGCAAGCAAGCGGCUUACCAUCCAGAGGUCAACAUGGAGGUGAAGAACAGAGCACUGAUGUUUGGAGCCGAGUGCACAGCUGGGUACAUUGAUCUGCUGGAACAAGUCUUGUUGGUCCUGCAGAAACCCACGGGAGAGCAGAAGCAGCAGCUGGCAGGCUGCUCCAAACGUGUGGCGGGUGCCGUCACAGAGCUCAUCCAGACUGCCGAGGCCAUGAAAGGUUCUGAGUGGGUGGACCCGGAGGAUCCCACAGUGAUUGCAGAGACCGAGCUGCUCGGAGCUGCGGCGUCCAUCGAAGCCGCAGCUAAGAAGCUGGAGCAACUCAAACCCAGGGCCAAACCUAAGCAAGCAGACGAGACGCUGAACUUUGAAGAACAGAUUCUGGAGGCAGCCAAGUCCAUCGCUGCAGCCACCAGCGCUCUGGUCAAAUCAGCGUCAGCCGCGCAGAGAGAGCUGGUCGCUCAGGGGAAAGUGGGCGCCAUCCCUGCCAAUGCCGUGGAUGAUGGACAGUGGUCUCAGGGCCUCAUCUCAGCCGCACGUAUGGUGGCGGCAGCGACGAGCAACCUGUGUGAGGCAGCCAACGCCUCGGUCCAAGGCCACGCCAGCGAGGAGAAGCUCAUCUCCUCGGCCAAGCAGGUGGCGGCCUCCACCGCCCAGCUGCUGGUCGCCUGCAAGGUGAAGGCGGACCAGGACUCCGAGGCCAUGAGGAGGCUGCAGAUGGCUGGAAACGCCGUGAAGAAAGCGUCAGAUAACCUGGUGCGUGCGGCCCAGAAAGCAGCUUUCGACAAAGCGGAUGAAGACAACGUGGUGGUCAAGACGAAGUUCGUGGGUGGAAUAGCGCAGAUUAUUGCAGCGCAGGAAGAAAUGCUGCGGAAGGAGAGAGAGCUGGAAGAAGCCAGAAAGAAGCUGGCUCAGAUCAGGCAGCAACAGUACAAGUUCCUGCCCAGCGAACUACGAGAGGAUGGCAACUAAUCACUGCGGCAUGUAUUUAAACGGGUGUGAAGAGUGCAUCUGUAUUUGCGUGCAACAUUUGUGUUCUUCUAAUGGCACGCCUGGACAGGUAUGUGACUGAUUUUCACAGAGCGGUGACGUCCAGGUCUGCAGUGAACACCGCUGACUUAUUGGUAUGGAAAAAUCUUAAAGUCAAUCACUACGAAUUUUAAAAUACUACUGCGUGGGACUGACUACUUCCUAAAAGCAACAAAAAGAUUGUGGUGAACCGACAUGAUUUUCUCUCAUUUCCUCAUGUAUAGCUUAACUACUUAAACCAUUGUAAACCAAAAUGUGACAUGCCUCGGACAAACGACACGGCUCACACGCUCUCGUUUGCCCUUGAGCUAAACUUUGAUUUCUUUUAACAGUUUGCAGCUUAAGCAUACAAACUUUAAAAUGAAGAACUGAUUGUAUUGCUUUUCAUGUCAUAUUGCUGUACAACUGCAACGUCAAUCUGAAAGCAAAAAAAAAAACAACAAACAUUUGAACUCUGUGUGAAUGUUGGCCUUUAUGCUCCUUUUUGCACCUUAAUGUCUGUGAGGAAUCAUGUAAAUCACUGUAGCAUGUUUUGACUUUUACUCUCCAUCCAUUACCCCGAAUAUGAAGGAAGGAUUUUUACCUAUUGGUGCUUUUUCUUUUCUUUUUUUUUUUUUUUUGGAUCAUGCAUUUCAAUAAUGGACAGUUAUUUUUUGCUUUUGCUGAAAGUUACAAAUCAAAGUUCCCUCCUCUCUUCAUGCAAAAUACCUUCAGAUGCAAAAACAUCUCAGUAUACAUGUCAGGUCCACCCACUUACCACGGUACCAUGUGAAUGCAUUUCUACAGAGGAUAACAUGUAACCAUAUAGCCAAUGUUUGAUUACUUCUUAGUAUUUUUAACAGAUAAGGGGUCCUUUUCAGGUUCAGAAAUCAUCUCGAUUCUCACAAUGCUACAACUAGCAGAGGCUUGUGUAGCUUCCAGAGAAGCCAUCCUCAAACUUGUUUUUGUUUUUUAAUUCCUCAUUUUAGAUAUUGAAACCCAUAUACUGUACACACGUUUGAUCAUGAUGCAAUACGAAGGAUGGUGCUUUAGGGGGCAGCAUUGGUUUCCUUUACGCCAUGCAAACAGUAAUAAUGUGGGGGAUGAUCUUGUUAUAAAUGAUUAUUUUUGGCUCCCACAUUGUGUGAAUUAAGAAUAAAUGUAAAGCAUACUGCUGAUCUCUAGAAUUAGCUGAAUGCCAUGUAGUGCCACCAUUGCAUGUGGUUGCUAAUAUCAGUAGGUGAACUAAGAUCAGUACAUUGAUAUUUGUGUCUCCCACUGUUAGAGUGAAUAAGUAUCUUUUCUAGCAAUACUCUUCACUGCCAGCGAUCCUUUUUGGUCAAUUCAGCUUCGGUAGUUUAAAUUCAUGAAGUGUCAGUGUUCAAAAAUUCAGAAAGAACUUGGCAGUAAGCUAACUCUGACCAACGUGUGACAGUUUGAGUACUGUUGAAAGUGAAGUGACUGUAAAGCUGCAGUUGAGCCGUCUCCUUUUCUGGGUAGUCUGUGCGACUUUACUGAAUAUGCUACUUGCUGCAACGGUAAAACAAUUUGUUUACCUUUUUCUUUUUUUAAUUGUAAUACAUUUUGUCUCCUUUUGUCUUACUACACGUUCUGUUACAAUAUCAAACUAAAGUGAAUUGUUGAGAGUAGGUUCUGCUGUGAAAAUGCAUGGCUUUGUGCUCCAGGUGCAGAGUUAAUCAGACCUCUAUGUAAGUACAAUAUACUACAGCACAUAGCUGAAGACAGAAUGUCACUUUUUUGUUUCUUUUGUGUUUUUUUUUUUUUUUUUUUUUUUUUUUAGAGUUGGGUCUGGGUUCAGAGGUGUUUUCUGUAUAAGUGUUGGAUGGAGGGAGGCGGGGAGCAUCCACUGCUUAUCAGUUAAGUCUGUAGUGUCAGUGCCUUAGUUUGUAGUCCAUAUGUCAGCCCUGCUUGAGCGACAGCUUCAUGCCAUUGGUCACCAGAAAGUACUGAACAAGCGAUUGUUGUUUAGGAAUGUUAGGUUCAUGUCUGUGGGCAUUUUUAACAUUUGUUGUCCCAUUUGUAACAGACUGUUCCUCCAAGUGCUGAAACAGCUGCACUCCCUUUAUCUCUCAUCUCCACAUGCGAAGCCUUUUGGGGAUAACAGAGGGACUGUCUGCCAGUCAAAAAAAAUAUAAGAAGAAAAAAAAAAAAGUUGCAGUUUACAAUGUGCUCUCAGUGUGUACACUGUAUAUGUAUAUUACAUAUGGACACAUUUUUGUACUGCUUUCUGCGGGCAUGUACAGUACCACAGUGCUUCUAAACUACAUGGACGGGAGAUUUGAGUCAGUCACCAGAUCUGUUGUGCGUUACCAAGUCUGCCAUUUUAUGGCCGGGCUUUCUUGUCCUUGUGGUUUGAAAUUCUAUGAAAGUAACAUGUGAUAGGAACAAUAUGAUAUACCUGUCACCAUUAAGAUGUUGUGAUGCAUUUUAAUGCUGUGAAAUAAUUGAAGUGUUAUGUAUGUUCCCUCCUCCCUUAACAGAAAUGAAAUUAGGAAGACGCUACAUUGAAUAUGAGUGAUAACUGACAUUAUGAAAGAUAUUUAUCUGGCUUCAAUAAAACUAUUUUUUGUAUUCACUUAAAAUAAAGCAUUUCAAUGUAAUUAAAA
This is a messenger RNA of Cololabis saira (Pacific saury), 10553 nucleotides long. It is a transcript of the gene tln2a, whose product is annotated as talin 2a. Gene Ontology annotation, molecular function: structural constituent of cytoskeleton; integrin binding; actin filament binding. The record is from RefSeq and is a predicted model, not a curated record. NCBI's taxonomy places the organism in Eukaryota, Metazoa, Chordata, Actinopteri, Beloniformes, Belonidae. The transcript is spliced from 58 exons. Gene Ontology annotation, cellular component: focal adhesion; ruffle; plasma membrane. Gene Ontology annotation, biological process: cell-cell adhesion. The coding region runs from base 262 to 7890 and encodes 2542 amino acids.